AUGCGCGACUCGGACCCUGCGACUCGGAACGACGGAUCAGUGUCGUCGCAUGACGAUGCGACGCUCACGCAGCCGCGGGGAAGCUCCUCCAAUCCGCAAGCAGCCACUAACGCGUCGCACACGGAGCAAAACGCGGCGCCAAAUUCGACCGUUGCGGAGGAGCUUCCGCCUCCGUCAUUCCACGUGGACGUGGCGAUUGCGGGCGGCGGGCUCGCGGGGCUCGCGCUCGCCGCCGGCCUGCAGGCGCGCGGCAUCGAGGCGGCCGUUUUCGAGGCCGCGCCCGCCGCGGUGCGAUCGAACAACAGCACCGGCACGAUUCUCGGCAUGUUUCCGAACGGCUACAAGGCACUCGAAGGAUUAAAGCCCGGGCUCGGCGACGCUUUGAUUGCGUGCGGAUCACCAAUCGGAAAAACUAAGUUAAGUUACCGAGAUUUUCCGGCGGAUAUAACAGGUUCUGAAUCGGUCAACGCUUCUACCAGCGGACCCGCCACUAACGAUGCUGCUAUGAAAGGAACCAGCGAAAAUCGCGAUGGCUGGUUUGUGAGGGAAUCGGCGCCGCAAGGGCAGACAGUCGUGUGGUGGGCCCGAGCCCAAGAGGUACUUGCCUCGUCUCUAACGCAACCCGAGAGUAUUAUGCAUGGACAUCGUGUCGUGGCGUAUUACCCCGUCGUCGCGGGAAUGCGUGUUGGCAGUAGCCUGCUGGGGGGUGGUGGUGGAUCGGAGAGCGGUGAUGGCGUGGGCGACGGAGAGGUGGAAGCUGUUGAUGUGGUGCUCGAGGUCGCGGGUUCGAAUCCCGAAGCUGACGCAAAUAGUUCCAGCUUUGCUGAUCUGGAAGGAGCUGAAUCUGCGGAUGAGGCGGGUGCGGUGGAACAGCAGCGCGAGCUGGUGGUGGUUCGUGCGAAGAUUCUGGUCGCAGCGGAUGGCGUGCGAUCAGCUGUGCGAAAUCAGAUGAUCGGCGACUCGCCUCGGUAUCUGGAGCAGAUUGCCUGGAACGCGCUUGUGCCAAACCAGCUGAGCGGGGAAGUGUACCAACAAGAAAAUCAAACGGUCAAUACUGUCAGGGAUAAUAUCACGGGUUACCAGCUGUUUUUUAUCCAUGACCACCACGGGGAGACUUAUUGGCAGGUUAGUGCUGCUGACCCUGAUGGCCACCUCAAGACCAAGCUCGAACUAACACCCUUCGGUGGAUUUGGCAAGCCAGGUGUGAAGGGUCGUUUGAUGUGCCACAUUAGCAAGAACAUGGCAGACCCCUCAGCACAUGACACCUGGCAUACCAUGCUCAAGGUGGUUACCAGCACCCACUCCGGUAACAUCUACGAACGGUGGAUGAUGGACCGGCCUCCUCCCAAAGAUACUUGGAGCGACCCCAAGUGUGGUAACAGAGUUGUUCUUAUGGGGGAUGCUGCACAUGCCAUGCACCCUGGUCCAGGCCAAGGAGCUCAGAUUGCCUUCGAGGAUGCACACCAGCUGUGCCUCUGCCUUACUGAAAUUAAGGAUCUGCUCGCCGAACCUGCUGCCGUGGCUGCUGCGGUUCGGGAGUAUGAGGCUCGGCGGAUCGAUCGGUGUGUGAAAGUGCAUGAAUUUGCCACUGCACUGCAUGGGUAUGGUGAGGAGGGGAAACUUCUGAAGGGAGUUUCUCCGCCCGAGAGAAGAACAAGGUAUUUGGAGUUUGAAAAAUGGGUCCGGGCAUAUCCAGACAUGAUGAAAGGCGACCCUGAAUCCACCUACUUCAAAUGA
Molecule: messenger RNA, 1737 nt
Organism: Closterium sp. Yama58-4
Lineage: Eukaryota; Viridiplantae; Streptophyta; Zygnematophyceae; Desmidiales; Closteriaceae
Source: the annotation of a GenBank genome assembly